Molecule: messenger RNA, 903 nt
Organism: Daldinia caldariorum
Lineage: Eukaryota; Fungi; Ascomycota; Sordariomycetes; Xylariales; Hypoxylaceae
Product: peptidase S8/S53 domain-containing protein
Exons: 3
Coding region: 1-903 (300 amino acids)
Biological process (GO): proteolysis
Molecular function (GO): serine-type endopeptidase activity
Source: RefSeq, a predicted model, not a curated record
AUGGCCGUGGCACUCAGGUUGCUGGAAUUCAUCGCCGGGAAAAGCGAACAACUUGUUGGCAUUGCUCCCGGUACCAAAUUGCUGUCUUUCAAGGUAUUCGGGGACAGCGGCUAUUCAAACGAAGAAACAGUUAUCGAGAGAUCCCUCAAGGCCUUCGAGUCAGGCGUCGAUAUUAUCAGCGCGAGUCUCGGAGGAAAUAGCGGGUUCACUCCCAAUGCCUGGGCCGUGCUUGCUUCGAGGAUGGCUGAAAAAGGCGUAGUUAUUUCCAUUGCCGCAGGGAACGAAGGCGAUAGCGACCCAUUCGAUGCUAGCAAUGGAGCUUCCGGGAAGAAUGAGAAUGUUAUCACCGUCGGAGCUACCGAACCAGGGACAUUUCCAGCCCAGGCUUUUUCGGAAGACUUCAAACUAGAUGGUCAGUCAAACAAAACCCAUAUCGUUUAUAUCCCAUCGGCCGAAUCUUUCCUUAACAUCAUCCUCGGCUGGCCUAUCAAACCGGUGUCACUUGACUCGUCCGUAAAUAAUGACGCCUGCAACCCUUUACCAGGUAAUACCGCCAGCUUUAACGGGACUAUCCUCCUCGCUAGGAUCGGAGGAUGCGAGAUUUCCGUUAAGCGUGCAAAUAUUCCAGCCUUUGGUGCACAAUACAUCUUGUUCUACAACGACGAUAAGCCGUACCAAGGUUGUGGACCAACAACACCAGCGGCCUCAUGGCAGCUACAGGACAUGCUUGAACCGACAAUCCGCCAAUCCAGAUCCUCGAAGAAAACUAUACCGAAUCCGAUUGGACGUAUCCCCCGAAGGUUGGCAAAAAUAAAUAUUUACCUAAGGAUCGGGUACAAGUUAGAGUGGUACUUCGAACUCUUUAAAGAAACAAGAGUCAGGCGCGGUCACCAACCGCUAUAA